Penicillium subrubescens is the source of this 933-nucleotide messenger RNA. RefSeq lists its product as uncharacterized. Gene Ontology annotation, cellular component: ribonuclease MRP complex; nucleolar ribonuclease P complex. Gene Ontology annotation, biological process: tRNA processing; nuclear-transcribed mRNA catabolic process, RNase MRP-dependent; intronic box C/D snoRNA processing. The transcript is spliced from 2 exons. The coding region runs from base 57 to 548 and encodes 163 amino acids. The record is from RefSeq and is a predicted model, not a curated record. Gene Ontology annotation, molecular function: ribonuclease MRP activity. NCBI's taxonomy places the organism in Eukaryota, Fungi, Ascomycota, Eurotiomycetes, Eurotiales, Aspergillaceae.
AGCUCGACAACAUUCUCAUCUACGCGUCCUACCUCGACAAACGAGAAACCUUCAAAAUGACAGACGUACAGCAGAAAGAUACCAUGCAAGAAGCGCCCUCUCCAACAGCGCCAAAGCGCAAAGCACCAGACUCGACUCCCGGCACGAUUAACUUCACAUCGCGCAACCCGCCCUGGACUUACCUCAAACUCCAACUCAUCCCCCAACCAGACUCACCACUCCUCCAACCCCUCGACCCCCUCUCCGCCCGCACAUACCUCUCCUCCGCCCUAUCGCAAUUCCUAGGUGUAACGGGAACCGCGAUUCCCAUCGAUAUUCUCAAAAUUGAAAACAAGGGCAGCACCAGCAGCAAGCCCAAUGGUGUAAACAAGUACGAUUGUGUCUGGGUGCGCGUUCCUCGAGACGACGGGGCUGCCGUCGUUGCUGCGAUUAGUUCGUGGAUUGGGGGUAGUGGGAGCGAUAAUGGUGCAGCGUGGAGAGUGUGUGCGAAGGGAAAUUUCCUCGGCGCGUUGGUGUCGGGGUCUGGGAGUGAUCUUUUUGAUCCUUGAUUCGAAGUGGUGGUUUGGGAUUUUAUUCUUGCUGCUUGGAGCGAAUAUUUUCGGUCUGAGUUUAGCUGGCUGAGAGAGUUCUCUCUAGGGCUAUUCGACGAGGAGAGGUGCAGACUAGAGCUGCAAUGCCGCAUUCCUCUGAUAUUGGAACAACACUGAGGACCAGGCUGGGUCGCGCAUGGUUGCGAAUCAUUUACCUGGCUUGGUGGCCCGGAGCCACACCCACACGUCAACGGCGACCAUUGGGACGGGACAACCGUCAAGCACACAGGAAGUGCUACGCCAGGUCAUGAGAACUGACCUCGGUAAGGACAUGAACAUGCCCGUCGGCUCCCCGAGCUAUGUCCUUAUGGACAGGCAUCUACCAUUUACGGUAUACACACGU